CGAAUAAUCAUUAAAAUCGCAUUUGGCUGUGCAGAGUUCCAAUGAAUAUAAACAUUUUUUCUAAUUUUAACGUAGAACACAGUCCUUCAUACAGAAGAGAGUCUAAUCUAUUGUUCAAACACUGCUUCUUGGCAAGCAAUUGAGUAUAAUUUAAUUUUUCAAAACUGUUAAAUCCCACACUCGAAUAACUGGUCCAGCAUGAGUGAAGCUCUGAGAAAUCGUCAAGAGCGUCUUCGUCAAAAGUCCGCCCAAGCGACUGUGUUGGAGUCUUUCGGCGGUGGUGGAAUGAGAGCCUCCUCGGAUGACCCGAAAGACAAAGUGAAAGCAGAAAGUGACGUAGAUGGAAUGAUUGUGCAGGAAGAGGAGGAAUUCGUCCAGGCACAUCCCGACUCAGAUUCAGGGGCACUGCACAGCACCCCUCCAGGGUCCUCGGAGCUGAAUGGGGAUGCAAAAAACGAAGGCACAGACAGUGUCACGGAAUCCGAGCAAACCGAGGAAUCCCUGAAGAGUAUGUCCAAACAGCAGGCAGAGCAGGAGCACCAAGGACAUUACACGUGUUGGAACUGCAACGAAAGCCUCAGUGGCCAGCGCUACAUUAUCCGGGAUGAGAACUCGUACUGCAUAAAGUGUUAUGAGGAGCUAUUCGCCAACACUUGCGAAGCUUGUGGCCAGAAAAUCGGCACAGACUCGAAGGAUUUGUCGUACAAGGAUAAACAUUGGCACGAGAGAUGUUUCAAGUGUUCGAACUGUGACGUCUCGCUAGUGGACCGACUGUUCGGGUCCCGCAAUGACGCCCUCUUCUGUGAUAACUGCUACGACGAGAAGUUCGGUGCCAAGUGCGACGGAUGCGGUGCUGUGUUCAAAGCAGGAAUGAAGAAGCUGGAGUGGAAUGGACAGCAGUGGCAUGAGGAGUGCUUCAAGUGCACCAACUGCAGCACAGUCAUCGGCUGCAACAGCUUCAUGCCCAAGGACAACCAGCCCUACUGCAUACAGUGCUUCAACGACCUAUUUGCACCCAAGUGCAAGGCAUGUGCUCAGCCCAUCAUGACCGGAGGAGUGCUCUACAGGAACGAGCCCUACCAUCGCGACUGCUUCGGAUGCACUAACUGCAAGAACAAUCUCGUCGGCCAGAAGUUCACCUCACGCGACAACAAGCCCUACUGCGCCGACUGCUUUGGCGAACUGUUUGCCAAGCGUUGCACGGCAUGUAACAAACCGAUCACAGGCAUUGGCGGUACGAAGUUUAUUUCGUUCGAUGGACGCCACUGGCACAACGAGUGCUUCAACUGUGACGGACCCAACUGCGGGGAGAAUCUGGUGGGCAAAGGCUUCAUCACAGACCAGCAGGAGAUACUCUGUCCCAACUGUGCCAAACUGCCCUACACUAAGAGGGAGGAGCUAAGACAACAGGCCAUACAGUCAUGAUGGGCCAUACAUACAUUACACCAUACUACACCACAACAUACUAAACAGAAGAAAACAGAAACUAGAACAGGCCAGCUAUAUGUAGUCAUUUAUCCUCUCAUUCACGAACAACACAACCUGAAACAGCAUAAUAACAUCACCAACAACUGCACAGGUUGUUCGUUAUUUAAUCGUAUGGGGGACAAAGGUGACUCUUCUGAGUACGGGAUUCAAUUUUCUACCAAAAACUUUAGUUGAAAACGUUUUUCUUUUUGUAAAAAAUAUACACUGGUUCAUGCAAGCGGCCUUUGUCCGAUUAUAACCACAGACAACGUCAAUUAACCUAAUCGGCUCUGAACUAGUUACCAAUAUCAGUUAUUUCCAAGAUGAAAAAAUAAUGCUUGUGGUUAUGAUUUGGCAUGUGAAUUUUUAUGGCAUAGUAUCUGGUUCUCAACUUAUAUUAUGUUAUCUAUGAUUGAUUACAGAUUAGAGGGGAUGAAAAUGUUCGCAAUAACUAUACUAGUGUGUUAAAUGAGUAUAUUUCUUUGUAAAAUGCUUGUUAAGUUUGGCGUUUUUAUAUAAGGCUAGAAGGAUUUGUCAUGACGUUGCGUCUUCACAACAUCAUCAUAUGGCCUAUGACUACUUUCCUUAUCAAGUUUAUUACUUCAUGUAAUUGAUUUAUUGCCAAAUUUGCAAUCAAGAAUUCCGACAAAAAGGUCGGAUUUACAAUUAAUUCAACCAAUUUUCAAACA
This is a messenger RNA of Symsagittifera roscoffensis, 2156 nucleotides long. Its product is annotated as four and a half LIM domains protein 2-like. NCBI's taxonomy places the organism in Eukaryota, Metazoa, Xenacoelomorpha, Acoela, Convolutidae. Bases 199 to 1425 code for a protein of 408 amino acids. Gene Ontology annotation, cellular component: nucleus; Z disc. Gene Ontology annotation, molecular function: transcription coregulator activity. The transcript has 6 exons. The record is from RefSeq and is a predicted model, not a curated record.